AUGACGCAAUGCCGGCCCCACAAACAGCACCCCGAUACAUACCAGACCUCUGCAGAUGUCCGUCCAAUUACACGUGUCCGCGGAAAGCGGGACCCAUCCGCUCAACAGUGCCGUACUGUGUCGGCAGAUGUAACCGAUGUCCACAAGUGGAAAAAGGGGUUGUCUACUCCUAUCGCUGCUUUCACUACUGCUACACCUUCUGUGGCACCUCCUCCCCCACCAACUAUUGCUACACCUUCUAUGGCACCUCCUCCCCCACCGGUUGCUGCAACUCCUCCUGUGGCAACUCCUCCAACACCCCCUGCUGCCACCCCUCUUGUGUUACCUGCUCCUGCACCCGAUGUUUCCCCAUCUCCUGUGACACCUACUGCUUCCGUACCUACUUCCCCACCUGCUGCUAGAAUGCAUUUUGAGAUUGAUUCAUUCCCCAAAAGCUACCCAUCACUUGCAUCACAGAGAUUCUCAGUAGAUGUCCUUCACCUGGCUCCUAGAACACCACCAGCAGAUCUGUCAAAUCUUCGAGAUUCAGGCAAGAAUCGUCUUGCUGACAUGUUCACGACAACCCGUCAGAUAGGCCAAGGAGUUGAGUCGUGCUCCCUCCGUUACGGAGAUGCAAAUCUGAACCCAUCAGUUCUCAUGGACUAUUUGGUGGGUCUUGGAGUAUUCCCGUUUUGGGUCUGUCAUAUCCGAUCGGAUAUUCAGCUCAUCGAUUUGCCUUUUGAUGGGCCGCCUUCUUGA
Messenger RNA from Phalaenopsis equestris, 738 nucleotides. RefSeq names its product extensin-like. NCBI's taxonomy places the organism in Eukaryota, Viridiplantae, Streptophyta, Magnoliopsida, Asparagales, Orchidaceae. Bases 1 to 738 code for a protein of 245 amino acids. The record is from RefSeq and is a predicted model, not a curated record. The transcript is spliced from 7 exons.